Messenger RNA from Marmota flaviventris (yellow-bellied marmot), 605 nucleotides. Its product is annotated as ADP-ribosylation factor 1-like. The record is from RefSeq and is a predicted model, not a curated record. Gene Ontology annotation, molecular function: GTPase activity; GTP binding. NCBI's taxonomy places the organism in Eukaryota, Metazoa, Chordata, Mammalia, Rodentia, Sciuridae.
GCUGAGAUCUCUGGCCAGUGUCGCUUCCAACCACCCACAAGGAUGGGGAAUAUCUUUGCAAACCUCUUCAAGGGCCUUUUUGGGAAAAAAGAAAUGCGCAUCCUCAUGGUGGGCCUGGAUGCUGCAGGGAAGAUGACGAUUUUGUACAAACUGAAGCUGGGUCAAAUUGUGACCACCAUUCCCACCAUAGGUUUUAAUGCGGAGACUGUUGAGUACAAGAACAUCAGCUUCCCUGUGUGGGACGUGGGUGGCCAAGACAAGAUCUGGCCACUAAGGCACCACUACUUCCAGAACACCCUUGGCUUGAUCUUUGUGGUGGACAGCAAUGACAGAGAGCAUGUGAAUGAGGCCAGCGAGCAGCUCAUGAGGAUGCUGGCUGAGGAUGAGCUGUGGGACACCGUCCUCCUGGUGUUUGCCAACAAGCAGGACUUCCCAAAUGCCAUGAAUGCGGCCGAAAUCACAGAUAAGCUGGGGCUGCACAGGAACUGGUACAUUCAGGCCACCUGUGCCACCAGCGGGGACGGGCUCUAUGAAGGACUGGACUGGCUGUCCAAUCAGGUCCGGAACCAGAAGUGAACCAGAACCCCCCACCCCCUCACUUCCUC